AUGAACUCUGCCGCGCUGAGCGCUGCCAAGACGCAGCUCCGCUCGCUCAUGAAGCAGCGGCUCAAGGGCCUCUCGAACGAUUCCAUAUUGCAACAAAGCAAAGCUGUGUUCGACUCGUUAAGAUCAUUCAGGCCUUAUGUCGACGCCAACAGGGUGGGUAUAUACCUCGCCAUGCCCGGCGGCGAGCUUCAGACCGAUCUGAUCGUCCGGCACGCUUUGCAAUCAGGCAAGCAAGUCUUUGUACCGUACCUGCACAAGUCUGGCCUCGCUCCUGGAGAGGGCCCCGCAAGGCUUAUGGACAUGGUGAGCCUGGCUGGCAUCGAUGACUACGAGUCUCUAAGGCCGGAUAAGUGGGGGAUCCCGAGCAUUGAUGCGGCCACGGUCGACCAGAGACAGCGCAGCCUGGGCGAGCUCGAGGGCGAUGCGGCAGCGGACGCGACUCUUGACCUGAUACUUCUGCCUGGAGUGGCAUUUGACGAGGAUCCAGACACGGGUGUGAUACGGAGGCUUGGUCACGGCAAAGGCUUCUACGAUUACUUUCUCCAUCGGUAUGCACUGAAGUGCGCAGGCAGGGGGGAUGUGUCUGAUGGUCGCGCAGCUGUAUUGCUAUAUGCUUUGGGGCUGCGGGAGCAGUUCCUUGCGCCCACGUCUGCUGGCCAGCAAGAGAGCACUGUCCCUGUUGGCCCUCACGACCAGCCUCUAGACGGUCUUUUUCUGGGAGACGGGCAGGUCAAAUUGUCCGCGAACUCAGGCCAUACUGAACAGUCGCAAAGGUGA
Messenger RNA from Microdochium trichocladiopsis, 777 nucleotides. Its product is annotated as 5-formyltetrahydrofolate cyclo-ligase. Bases 1 to 777 code for a protein of 258 amino acids. Gene Ontology annotation, cellular component: mitochondrion. Gene Ontology annotation, molecular function: 5-formyltetrahydrofolate cyclo-ligase activity. Gene Ontology annotation, biological process: tetrahydrofolate interconversion; folic acid-containing compound biosynthetic process. The transcript is spliced from 2 exons. Lineage: Eukaryota; Fungi; Ascomycota; Sordariomycetes; Xylariales; Microdochiaceae. The record is from RefSeq and is a predicted model, not a curated record.